Molecule: messenger RNA, 756 nt
Organism: Rotaria sp. Silwood1
Lineage: Eukaryota; Metazoa; Rotifera; Eurotatoria; Philodinida; Philodinidae
Source: the annotation of a GenBank genome assembly
AUGGCAACAACACAUGAUAGUAUUAAGUUGACAGUAUUAAAUGGUCCGAAUGAAGAUGAGCAGUUACUGUUAUUAUCAGCUGAUUCCGAUCGACAACAGCAAGAAAAUGAACAUAUUCUGUUGAGUACAAGAGAGGCUGAAACCCGAGGCAAUUUAGCAGAGAAGUUCGGUAGCAAAUGGAUCUUUGGUGGAUGCAUAUUGAUAGCUGCCAUUUUAACAUUGUUAACACCACUGGCAGCUCGCACUCAUGUUGGACUGCUCGUUGCAGUUCGAGUGUUAAUUGGCUUAUUCCAGGGUCCUGGAUAUCCGUCGGCAGCAGCUCUUUGGGGAAAAUGGAUUCCACCUGCCGAACGAAGUACUGUUCCAGCCGCCGCUCAAUCCGGUACUAAUCUUGGUGUCAUAUUUGCCACGCCACUUGUCAGUAUUAUGAGUGAUUCAACAUUCCUCGGUGGAUGGCCAUCCGCUUUCUAUGUGUUUGGUGCAAUCUCAUGCUUGUGGUUUGUCGGCUGGUGUUAUUUCGGUUUCAGUUCGCCUGAUGAUCACCCACGUAUUACAAACAAAGAACGUAUUUAUUUAACCAAGCAUUCAAUAAUCAAUACUCGCAAGCAAACACUUCAAGCCUGGCGUCUCAUAUUUAAUAUAUCAGCAGGCAUCGGUGCGUUUGGAUGUAUUGCCUAUUGUAUUUUGUUCAACGGUGAAGAACAACCUUGGAAUCAAGCUCAUUUUCAACAUGGUGAUCGUACAUCCUCUUCAUGA